Molecule: messenger RNA, 807 nt
Organism: Eufriesea mexicana
Lineage: Eukaryota; Metazoa; Arthropoda; Insecta; Hymenoptera; Apidae
Exons: 6
Coding region: 19-807 (262 amino acids)
Source: RefSeq, a predicted model, not a curated record
AACGAUAAUUGUUUAAAAAUGGAGAUUGAACCAAGUUAUACAUUUGUACCUCUUACAGAAAAGAAUUUCAUCGGAAUUAAUGAUAAAAAAAUACAGGAAUUUCUAUCUAAAUGGGGUAUAAAGGGCAAUUUUGUUAUCCAACAUUUUGCAUUCAAUGAGCCUUUUCAACAAUAUCAUAAAUAUCAUUUGGCUGAAGCUUUUUUUAAAGAUAGUACUGUAGCUAAAGAGUUAUUAACAAAGCAAGGAGAUUAUUGGAUAAAACAAGGUAUAAUAGCAUCAAGUAUUGAAGUAAAGCCUAUUUCUUGUUCUGCUUUAAACAUGACAUUCUUCAAUAAAUUGAAAGAUCCUAAAAAUGGAAUUGUACAUAAAUCUGGAACUAUUUGCAAAAGAUAUGAUAUAGAAAUAGAAAAUUUUUUAGUCUCUGAUAAUCUUAGAGGGAUGUUAUUAGAUGAAGAAUGCUCAGAAUAUAAUUUAUAUGUGAAAGAUGAACGUGAGGAAUUCAUAUUUCGUAUUUUUCAAAUGCUUGUUCUUGGGGGAGUUUUGUGUCAAUAUGAAGAUAUUUUAAAUCCAUACUUAGAAGUGACAAAAGCUAUUUAUAAAGAUUUAAUAAAAGUACAAAAAAAUAACGAUGCAGAUCUGUCAAUUAGUACAGUGGUUUUGGAAGUAGUGGUCAAAAAUAGUGAAGGACAACCAUAUUUUCCAUAUGAUCCAUGCCAUAGGCAAAACAUAGGAUUUUUGUUAAUUGACAGUGUUACACAUGAAAUUAUAACAUUGUUGCAUCAGUUUGGGGGAUAUUGUCCUCCAUAA